This is a messenger RNA of Brachypodium distachyon (stiff brome), 549 nucleotides long. Its product is annotated as metallothionein-like protein 2C. The coding region runs from base 104 to 340 and encodes 78 amino acids. Lineage: Eukaryota; Viridiplantae; Streptophyta; Magnoliopsida; Poales; Poaceae. The transcript has 2 exons. Gene Ontology annotation, molecular function: metal ion binding. The record is from RefSeq and is a predicted model, not a curated record.
UGGCUGCCUUGCCAUUGUUCCUCAAGCCAGCAAGAAGCACACACAAGCCUAGAAGCCUUCAGCUUAAUCUUCUUCCUAAGCAAGUUCGAGCACUCGACCGAAGAUGUCUUGCUGCGGAGGAAACUGCAACUGCGGGUCAUCCUGCAAGUGCGGCAGCGGCUGCAACGGCUGCAACAUGUACCCUGAAGCCGAGGUCCAGACCUCCAGCCUCCUCGUCGUCGCCACCGCCGCCCACAAGGCGAGCUCCGGCGGGAUGGAGAUGGCCGCGGAGAACGGCGGCUGCGGCUGCAGCACCUGCAAGUGCGGCACCAGCUGCGGCUGCUCAUGCUGCAGCUGCUAGAUCUCAAUCUGCUGCAGCAGCUUAAUUUGCAUGCCAGGGACGCAUGCAACGACCAUCUACAUAUAGCUACUCGAUCUACCGCUACCAUGAACCGAUCCAAGGCUAGCUGCACAAGCUAGGCCCUUAUUUCCCUUUGUACGGGUGCAUGCAUGCCAUCCCAUGCCAUGCUUGUAACCCCCCAUAAAUAAAAUCGCCCUGGUUUAACUAUA